This is a messenger RNA of Acanthaster planci (crown-of-thorns starfish), 1528 nucleotides long. It is a transcript of the gene tmem107, whose product is annotated as transmembrane protein 107. The record is from RefSeq and is a predicted model, not a curated record. Gene Ontology annotation, biological process: non-motile cilium assembly; protein localization to ciliary transition zone. NCBI's taxonomy places the organism in Eukaryota, Metazoa, Echinodermata, Asteroidea, Valvatida, Acanthasteridae. Gene Ontology annotation, cellular component: MKS complex.
CCAAAACAUUCAUCCACCAUUUUCGAGUUGCAUUCCAUUUGGAGAACAGGAGAAAGCGCAGAAGUCAUCGAAUAUUAGAAGUUCAAGUGGAUGAAGUUACAAGAUGGCAGGUCUCACACACCUUAUUCCAGCCAGAUUCCUGUGUAUCAUUGCCCACAUGGUAGUUAGCAUAACCAUUCUGUGGUCCCGGGAUGCCAACUUGAAAGCAUGUUUGCCAGCAUCUUAUUCUCAAGAGCAAUAUGACAGUGCUGAUAGGGGGUUUCUAGCGGGAUUAAUUCUGUCACUCAUCUUCAUCGUCAUGGAGCUGGCUGGCUUCAUGUCAGGGGUCACCAUAUUUGUCAACAUGGAGUCGCUCUUCUCCAUCACUGCUCAUUCCGUGGGAGCCGUAUUUUUGUCCUACUUUCUCUUUGAAGUGUGGCCCUGUAACACUUACUGGUACAUGUUUGGAUGCUGCAGUGCCUUUCCUGCUGUGAUAGAUACUGGUGUGAUCAUUUCCAAGAUCUUCUUCAACAAGUCAAGCUGAUGAACCCAGGAACUCCAAUUUCCCCCAAACAACCAAAUGUACAGAAAGGUUAUAAAUAUUAUUCUCAGUUGUUUUCAACUCACAGAAAUUGCAGAACCGAAAUGGAAGUUAUCUUCAUUUGCUUUGUAAUUAGUCAUGGCUGAAAGUGAUCAAUCUUGAUGACAAAGUUGCCACUGAAACUCAUUUGCAGCCGGUAGACUUGAAGAAUUCAAUUCCUUGCAGGGCAAACCAGCAAAUUCCGUCCAUAUUCUUUUUUAGACCAGAAAACUGUAUCAUAGUUAAUUCUCCCAUUUUUGAAGUUUUGCUAUAGUGCAUGGUGUGCAAGUAUUUUACAGUGUAUAGCGUUUUGAAAUACUUCAUUGAUAACCUUUAUGUAUAAUUGAAAACCUGUAAAUAACUAAUGCUAAUUGCUUACUAUUUAUUGAAGUUAAAUAAUGUAAAUAAUUUGCUGUGUGAAACUUUGAUCUUGGAUUAUAUUGGUGUUUGCAAAUGUCAAAAAGGGUGUUCUGAAAGGGGAGGGGCCAAUGAAGCCAUUGAUUAGUCGAUAAAAAUUACUCUGUGAAUUUCAGCAGUUUUGAUAGCUGCAAGUAACGAGUUGGAAAUGCAGAGCAAAGGGGCACAAAUUUCAAAGCAAGCACUGGCAGCAAAAUACGCAGUCCUUUUCCAAGAGACUUGAGGUAUAAUCAACACACUUGGAUAGGGCUCACCCAGGGAUAGAUGACACAGUUAUUAACACACUGAACAUUUCUUGGUUUCUAUGGUUUAUUCAACUUAAAAAAAAUCGACUGGGAAGACAUUCAAUUAAAUAUAGGAGAGAUUUAAAGAGAAAUAUCAAUUAUGGUUCACUCUGAAAAGGAAAUAGCAAUGUUAGUAUUCUGUACUUUUAGUUUAUUAAAAACAAAUACACCUGUUGCUAGAAGUGUUCCAUGUGCAUACCAAUAAUUUUAUAUGUAUUUUACAGUCUUGUGCAGCUAUUAAAUAAAAUUGUCCCUUCAGAGAAAAACA